This is a messenger RNA of Colletotrichum higginsianum IMI 349063, 228 nucleotides long. RefSeq names its product Serine/threonine-protein kinase prp4. Bases 1 to 228 code for a protein of 75 amino acids. The transcript is spliced from 2 exons. The record is from RefSeq and is a predicted model, not a curated record. Lineage: Eukaryota; Fungi; Ascomycota; Sordariomycetes; Glomerellales; Glomerellaceae.
AUGUGUUUGCAGGAGGUCCUUCCCGUCGUCAAACCGACGCGUGAUCUGCGCACCCGCCUCUUCGCUGCGUCGGCGGGUAUGAACGACGCCGAGACUAGAGACCUGAACCACUUUGUCGACCUGCUCGAGCACUGCCUGACGCUCAACCCGGAGAAGAGAAUCAAGCCCGCCGACGCGCUGAAGCAUCCCUUCUUUACGGCGAGGGUCGUCGCCCCGUCGAAGCGGUAG